This is a messenger RNA of Nicotiana tabacum (common tobacco), 1966 nucleotides long. Its product is annotated as tubby-like F-box protein 8. Gene Ontology annotation, molecular function: protein binding. The record is from RefSeq and is a predicted model, not a curated record. Lineage: Eukaryota; Viridiplantae; Streptophyta; Magnoliopsida; Solanales; Solanaceae.
CACAUCCCUUUUUUGUUUUGUUUUUCCCUGUUUUACUCUUCUUCUCUUACCUGUUCUUCUUCCUCAGUUUCUCUCUCUUUCUGGUUUGUUGAACUAGAUUUAAUGUUGAGUUUGAGUCCGCAGUGACAAAAGAAACAGACUUGCAGUAAAUACAGGGAAGCUGUUAUAUCUAAAAAUGUUUCUUCGCUCUGACCCACUUUUCCUGAAAAAUUCUUGUGUCCUUGCUGACUUCUGAUGCUAUAUUUUUGUUGUUGUUCUUCUUAUUUUAAGGAUUGGAAGUUAUGGAGCUUUGAUUAUCCUACAGUACUUUGCAGCUGUAUCUAUUUGUGAAGCUCUUAAGAUUACUGGAAAAUGCUUACCUGAUAAGAAAAGAGUAGAUACGUCAGUAACAUUUAUUUGUGGUGUUUGGACUUCGACCUAGCAGUUUUGAGUUCAGAUGUCGUUCCGCAGUAUAGUGCGGGAUGUAAGAGAUAGCAUUGGUAGUUUAUCAAGGCGAAGCUUUGAUUUAAGGCUGUCUGGUCAUCACAGGGAUAAAUCACAUGGUUCAUUUUAUGACUUAAGCGACCAGCCUCCUGUUAUCCAGGACAGUUGUUGGGCCAAUCUUCCUCCGGAGUUACUUUUUGAUGUAAUUAGAAGGUUAGAGGAGAGUGAAAGCACAUGGCCUGGUCGUAAGCAUGUUGUAGCAUUUGCUGCAGUUUGUAGGUCAUGGCGGAGUAUGUGCAAGGACAUUGUUAGAAAUCCUGAAUUUUGUGGAAAGCUAACUUUUCCUGUUUCCCUAAAGCAGCCUGGGCCUCGUGAUGGAACUAUUCAAUGCUUCAUCAAGCGGGAUAAAUCUAAUUUGACUUACCAUCUUUUCUUGUGUCUUAGUCCUGCAUUGUUAGUUGAAAAUGGAAAGUUCCUUCUCUCUGCAAAAAGAACCAGACGGACAACUUGCACGGAGUAUGUUAUCUCAAUGGAUGCAGAAAACAUCUCUAGAUCAAGCAAUACAUAUAUUGGAAAACUAAGAUCAAAUUUUCUAGGUACAAAAUUCAUUAUAUACGACACUCAGCCUCCUUACACCUGUGCACAUGUCCCUGCUCCAGGGCGCACAAGCCGUAGAUUCAACUCCAAGAAAGUCUCUCCCAAAGUCCCAACUGGAAGCUAUAGCAUAUCCCAGGUCACAUACGAGCUAAAUGUGCUUGGAACACGGGGUCCACGGAGAAUGCACUGUGUCAUGCACUCAAUUCCUGCCUCAGCACUUGAUGCUGGUGGCUCUGUGCCUGGCCAACCAGAGCUUCUCUCAAGGCCCCUUGAGGAUUCGUUUCGCAGCAUCUCUUUCUCAAAGUCACUUGAUCAUUCCACCGAGUUCAGUAGCUCGCGAUUUUCUGAUAUUGGUGGAGGAUCAACUAAUGAAGAAGAUGAUGGCAAGGGGAAACCACUGGUCCUAAAGAACAAGGCGCCACGAUGGCAUGAACAACUGCAGUGCUGGUGCCUAAAUUUUCGAGGACGGGUGACAGUUGCAUCUGUCAAGAACUUUCAAUUGAUUGCUGCCACUCAACAACCAGUUGCUGGACCGACAACCUCUCAGCCGACAAGCCAAUCAGAUCAUGACAAAAUCAUCUUGCAGUUCGGGAAAGUAGGUAAAGAUAUGUUUACCAUGGACUACCGGUAUCCCCUCUCUGCAUUUCAGGCUUUUGCUAUCUGCUUGAGCAGCUUUGACACAAAAUUGGCUUGUGAAUAGUGCAAACCAUUACUACAUUAGGGUGCUAAAAUUAUUAACUGUAAUGCUUGCUUCUAUUCUGGAUUUAUUCUACUUCUUUUCACCAUUAGAAAUGAAGAUUGUCCCUAAAUUUCGUCAUGUUGUAAAACCUGAUGAUAAUCAUGGUUCUGUUCCUGUGGGAAGGGUGCCAGAUUUGUAUAACAAAUCGUAUUAUUCUUGCCAUUUAAAGACUAUGCCAUGGCUCGUAUGGCAUGACAAAUCGCAUAA